AGUUUCCGUCGGCGGCUUUUGCGAAAAACUCCUUUAACGAAGCCAUCGAAAAAUAAAAUAGUUAUCGGUGCAUUUAUUUAUAUAUUUUCCACGGCGUCGGUUUAAUUACGCUUGUUUGCUGAGUUUCGGAAGGUCGAAAGGUUUCCAAUCAUGGCGAAGUAUCUGCUGAAGACCUGCUGUGGCUGCGGGUCUCUAAGAACAGGGACCAUAAUAUCCGGAAUAGCAGCUAUACUGCUCUCCAUCAUAGGCAUCAUAGUAGUGUUUACGAUAAGGGUGGAUUUGAAAACGAUCGUGUUCGAUUUCCUACCGAAAUGGGCAGUUACCGUAAUAAUCGUCCUCAACAUGGUGAUGACCAUCAUAUUAUCCAUACUUCUAUUAGCAGGAGUGGCAAAGCGAAAUUGGUACCUGAUGAUACCGUGGAUCGUGCUGGGCGGCAUGCUGGCCGUCGGCCUGCUGGUCUCCAUCCUCAUCAACAGCAUCAAGUUCUACAUCGACGGCGACAACUUGAACGGGACCCUGUGGCUGGUGCUGGGGCUGCUGUCGUUGGGUAAGUGCCGCUUAGAGGCGAUUUUCUCGGCGAAUUUUCACUCGCGUUUUCCAGUGGUCUAUUGCUACAUGUGGUACGUGUCGUUCAGUUUCUUCUCGAACCUGCGCGAGGAGUCCGGAAAGGGGAAGUACAUGAGGGAUCCGUUCCGGAGGGAGCGGAUCUGAGUCGAAGCGACUGAAUCGAUCU
This is a messenger RNA of Phyllotreta striolata, 733 nucleotides long. NCBI's taxonomy places the organism in Eukaryota, Metazoa, Arthropoda, Insecta, Coleoptera, Chrysomelidae. The record is from the annotation of a GenBank genome assembly.